This is a messenger RNA of Etheostoma spectabile (orangethroat darter), 1158 nucleotides long. RefSeq names its product charged multivesicular body protein 2A (gene chmp2a). The transcript has 8 exons. Bases 25 to 687 code for a protein of 220 amino acids. The record is from RefSeq and is a predicted model, not a curated record. Lineage: Eukaryota; Metazoa; Chordata; Actinopteri; Perciformes; Percidae. Gene Ontology annotation, biological process: vacuolar transport.
GAUUACCGACGAGCUUGGUACACGAUGGACUUCCUUUUCGGGAAGAGGAAAACUCCGGAGGAGAUGCUGAAGCAGAAUCAGAGGGCGCUCAACCGAGCCAUGAGAGAACUGGACCGAGAGCGAAUGAAACUGGAGCAACAGGAGAAAAAGAUCAUCGCUGACAUCAAGAAGAUGGCCAAACAGGGACAAAUGGACGCCGUCAAGAUCAUGGCCAAGGAUUUGGUUCGCACGCGGCGCUACGUCAAGAAGUUCAUCAUGAUGAAAGCCAACAUUCAGGCCGUCAGCCUGAAGAUACAGACGCUCAAGUCCAACAACAGCAUGGCGCAGGCCAUGAAAGGCGUCACCAAGGCCAUGGCCACCAUGAACAGACAGCUGAAACUGCCUCAGAUUCAGAAGAUCAUGAUGGAGUUUGAGCGGCAGAGUGAGAUCAUGGACAUGAAAGAGGAGAUGAUGAACGACGCCAUCGACGAUGCCAUGGGCGAUGAGGACGAUGAGGAGGAGAGCGACACCAUCGUGUCCCAAGUGUUGGACGAGCUGGGUCUCAAUCUGUCCGAUGAACUGUCAAAUCUCCCGAGCACCGGAGGAAGCCUAUCGGUGGCCGGAGGGAAGAAGCAGGAGCCCCAAGCCGCCCUGGCCGACGCAGACGCUGAUCUGGAGGAGCGGCUGAACAACCUCCGGAGGGAUUGAACACACAGUGAAGAGUCCCACACUGUGGCUGGGUUGUUAAUACGGAUAAAAACAUACUCAAAUGUCUGCGUUUAGAUUCUUUUGAAGGUGUAACUGGCUGAAUACUAGCUGUUUCAGCUGUGUGGCUUUCUGUUUGAGGUGUUUUUACUUUAUGGGUGUAUUGUGUAUUUUAUCAAAAACAUACAACGGUCAUUAUCUCUCACCUCAUUGAAGACAUUGCCAAAUGACACAAAUUCUCUUACAGUGAAAAUCUAUCUCUCUCUGUCUGUGUAAAUACUAACUCCUCAAGGCAUGACGUUUUCACAAUUUGAAUUAACACUAAAAGCAAAAUGUUUAAAAGAACCCAAAGGAAAGAUGGUAACAGGACAGAAGUGGAUAUUUUAUAUGUCAGCACUUUUUGUACGUCCGGCUGGUUUGGCAUUCUUUGUAUUAUCAUCAUAAAAUAUACAGUUUUAGCGCUGAUGUAACAUU